This is a messenger RNA of Rubroshorea leprosula, 2223 nucleotides long. The record is from the annotation of a GenBank genome assembly. Lineage: Eukaryota; Viridiplantae; Streptophyta; Magnoliopsida; Malvales; Dipterocarpaceae.
CUACGUAAAGCAUCCCCCAGGGUAGAUAAACGAAAAAUAACUGGCCAUGUUUUACAGGCUCGCCGCUGCGCUGAGUCUCCUGGUGAACUCAGUGGCCGGAGAUGUUAAUUUCACCUAUAAUGGGUUUCGGUCGGCGAAUUUGAGCCUCGAUGGUCUAGCAGAGGUCACUUCCAAUGGACUCUUGAAGCUUACCAAUAAUACACGGCAGCAACAGGGUCACGCUUUCUAUUCCUCCCCAGUUAAGCUCAAGAACUCCACAAACGGCACCGCUUUCUCCUUCACGACCACCUUCGUCUUCGCAAUACUCCCGCAAUACCCCACCCUCGGCGGUCACGGCAUGGCUUUUGUAAUUUCACCAAGCAGAGGCCGCCCGGAUGCUAUGGCGAUGCGAUACCUCGGCCUAUUCAACGAGAGCAAUAAUGGAAAUGACACCAAUCGUGUAGUUGCUGUGGAAUUCGAUACGAUAAACAAUUUCGAGUACAAGGAGACAAAUGACAACCACGUCGGAAUUGAUGUUAAUGGGUUAACGUCUGAGGUGUCCCGUGGAGCUGGGUACUUUGUGGACGGUACCAGCCAAUUUACAAACCUGACACUAAUCAGCGGACGGCCAAUGCAGGUUUGGGUAGAAUACAAUAGUCUAGAUCAGAGAAUGAAUGUCACCUUGGCUCCAAUUAAUGUUCCUAAACCCAAACUCCCACUUUUGUCUCUGUCCAAGGAUCUGUCACCGAUCGUCAACGAUACAGUAUACGUCGGUUUCUCAUCGUCAACUGGUUCGUCCGCUGCAUCUCAUUGUGUUCUGGGUUGGAGUUUUAUGAUUAACAGCCAAGCAGAAGAGCUCGAUAUUUCCCAACUACCUAAGCUUCCUCACAGAGGACCGAAGCAAACAUCAAAGUUUUUAACAAUUGGAUUGCCUCUGAUUUCUCUAACUCUAGUUUUCGCAGCAGGGUCAGGGGUUAUUUAUUUCAUAAAGAGGAAGAGGAAAUUUGCAGAUGUAGCUGAAGAUUGGGAACUCGAAUACGGACCCCAAAGAUUCAAGUACAAAGAUCUGUAUGUGGCCACAAAUGGGUUCAAGGACAAACAGUUACUGGGUUCCGGUGGGUUUGGAAGGGUUUAUAGAGGAGUAUUACCCACCUCCAAAUUGGAGAUUGCGGUUAAAAUAGUCUCUCAUGAAUCAAGACAGGGGAUGAAGGAAUUCGUUGCGGAAAUUGUUAGUAUCGGUCGUCUCCGUCACCGGAAUUUGGUACAACUCCUUGGGUAUUGCCGGAGGAAAAAGGAGUUGCUCUUGGUCUAUGACUACAUGCCAAAUGGAAGUCUGGACAAGUACCUCUAUGGCCAGCCGAACGUCAACCUGAAUUGGACACACAGGUAUAAGGUCAUCAAAGGCGUAGCUUCGGGGCUAUUUUAUUUGCACGAAGAAUGGGAACAAGUUGUGAUUCAUAGAGAUGUAAAAGCCAGCAAUGUUCUCUUAGACAGUGAAUUGAACGGAAGAUUAGGAGAUUUCGGGCUGGCGAGAUUGUAUGAUCAUGGAGCGGAUCCACAGACAACACAUGUGGCGGGUACUGUGGGGUACCUAGCGCCAGAGCACACCCGAACAAGGAAGGCCGCACCCAGCACUGAUGUGUUUGCUUUCGGUGCAUUUUUGCUCGAAGUUGCCUGCGGAAGAAGGCCGAUUGAACUGAGAGCUGAAACAGAGGAUUUGAUUCUGGUUGAUCUGGUGUUUUCAUUUUGGCGAAGAGGGGAGAUUCUUGAGGUUAGAGAUCCAAAAUUAGGGACGGAUUUUGUAGCAAAGGAAGUGGAGUUGGUACUGAAGCUGGGGUUGCUCUGUUCGCAUUCAGACCCCAGAGCCAGGCCGAGCAUGCGCCAAGUGGUCCAGUACUUAGAAGGGGAUGUUCCUUUACCAGACUUAUCAGCACUAGGCCUGACUGCCGGUGGCCUAACUUUCGCCCAUCAUGAAGUUUUUGAUGACUUUGCCACGUCCUAUUUUCCCUAUCCGGAUAAGGCAUACAUGCAUUCCUCUUCAAUUGCGGAAUCCCUACUUUCAGGAGGUAGAUGAAUCUUGCAACUUUUGUAUUUUAUUUGUGUUUUGCUCUAUAUAGUUGUCUCCAGUUUUGUUAUACUGUUGUUUAGAGUCUUUAGACAAUGUAUUGAGCUUCUCCCCUUAUGAGUGUUCCUCAUUUUGCUGAGAAGGGAGUUUGAAAUUUUGAAUAAUCAAAGUAAUUUCAA